AUGUAUGAAAUUCCUCUUCCAGGCAAAAAGGCAAGUGAGAUCAAAGAGCUUCUACUGAUUAUUUAUCCAACUGUAUCAGAAACGGGAUGGAAAUCUGUAACGAAUGAAAAUUGCUACUUCUUGGUCGAACUCGCUGAUGAGUAUCAGAUGGACGCCAUUAAGCAGAGGUGCGAAGAUUUCUUGGUCGAAGAGGUAUCUCGUUCGAGCGGAAAUGAGUUCCUGGUUCAUUUGACACUUGCACAGACCCACAAACUAGACGAGCUCGUUGAAACCAUAAUCGACAAAGCUAGUUGGCUGUCGCUGGAUGAUUUCAAAAGUCAUGAGAUGUAUGAUAAAAUGGAGCCACACAUUUACAAACAGAUUGUUGAGGGAAUGCUAAGAAGACAUGAGGAGAGACCCACGAUUUUCAAGACGGUCGUAAGACGUACUUAUAAACGGUGA
Orbicella faveolata is the source of this 441-nucleotide messenger RNA. RefSeq names its product BTB and MATH domain-containing protein 36-like. NCBI's taxonomy places the organism in Eukaryota, Metazoa, Cnidaria, Anthozoa, Scleractinia, Merulinidae. The record is from RefSeq and is a predicted model, not a curated record. Gene Ontology annotation, molecular function: protein binding.